ACUUUUAGUGAUGUGGCCAUAGACUUCUCUCACGAAGAGUGGCGAUGGCUAGAUUCUGCUCAGAGGGAUUUAUACAAGGAUGUGAUGGUCCAGAAUUAUGAGAACCUGGUCUCUCUAGGUCUUUCCAAACCUAAGCCAUAUGUGAUCACCUUAUUGGAGGAAGGGAAAGAGCCCUGGAUGGUGGAGAAGAAACCGUCAGAAGAUAUGUUUUCAGAUUGGGAAUCAAGAAGGGAAAACAACGAAUUAGCAGCAAAGGAGCGUAUGUAUGGAGAUAUACCCCAAAAUGUAAUAAUAGAAAAAAGUAUAAAACAAGAUCCCGGAUGUUCAGAUUUUGACAAGGUCUAUGAAGGGAAAGAAAGCCCCCCUGGGGAAAGUGUUUAUGGAUACAAUAUGUUCCAAAGCAUUUUUCAUUUCACCUCUCUCCUCUCUGAGCCACAGAUGAUUUCUGUUGAAGGGAAAUCACACAAAUAUGAUCUAUUUAAGAAGAGCUUACAAGAUAAAUUACUUAUUAAAAAUGAGAAAAUCUGUGAUGGAAAGAACCUUUUGAAUUCUAAUGAAAGUAUAGCAGUCUUCAGCCAGAGCACACCUCUCAGCCUUCACCAGACUUGUAAAAGAGAGAACGUGCACACGUGCACUGAUUGUGGAAAAGUCUUUGACAAGCAAUCGAUCCUUAGUCGCCAUCAGAUCAUUCAUACUGGAGAGAAGCCCUAUGAAUGUUGUGAAUGUGGGAAGACUUUUAGCCAUGGCUCAUCCCUUACUCGACAUCAGACAAGCCAUAGUGGAGAGAAACCUUAUAAAUGUUUUGAAUGUGAGAAGGUCUUCAGCCAUGUCUCAUCACUUACUAACCAUCAAAGCAUUCACACCAGAGAGAAACCAUAUGGAUGUUUGGAAUGUGGAAAGUUUUUCAGUCGUGUUUCCCAUCUCAUUGACCAUCUGAGAAUUCAUACUCAAGAAAAACUCUAUGGAUGUCAUCUGUGUGGGAAGGCCUUCAUUCAUAGGUCAUCUCUGGCCCACCACCAGAAAAUUCAUACUGGACAGAAACCUUAUGAAUGUAGUGAGUGUGGGAAAGCCUUUUACUGUAGCUCACAUCUUACUCGACAUCAAAGAAUCCACACUGUGGAGAAACAAUAUGAAUGCAACAAAUGCCUGAAAAUCUUUAGUACCCUCUCAUACCUUAUUCAGCAUCAGAGUAUUCAUACUGAAGAAAAACCUUUUGAAUGUCAAGAAUGCAAGAAAUCCUUCAACCAUCCUGAAUCACUGAAUCUGCAUAUGAGAAACCACACUAUAUUAAAACCUUAUGAAUGCAGUAUCUGUGGAAAAGCUUUUAGUCAUAGGUCAUCCUUGUUUCAACAUCACAGACUUCACACUGGAGAGAAACCAUAUGAAUGUAUUGAAUGUGGGAAGACCUUCAACUGUAGUUCCAACCUUACUGUACAUCAGAGAAUUCAUACUGGAGAAAAGCCAUACAAAUGUAAUGAAUGUGGGAAAGCUUUUAAUAAAGGCUCCAAUCUUACUGUCCAUCAGAGAAUACACUAUCGAGAGAAAUCCAAUAGCAUGCUAUACUAA
Chrysochloris asiatica (Cape golden mole) is the source of this 1566-nucleotide messenger RNA. It is a transcript of the gene ZNF302, whose product is annotated as zinc finger protein 302. The transcript has 4 exons. Lineage: Eukaryota; Metazoa; Chordata; Mammalia; Afrosoricida; Chrysochloridae. Gene Ontology annotation, biological process: regulation of DNA-templated transcription. The record is from RefSeq and is a predicted model, not a curated record. The coding region runs from base 85 to 1566 and encodes 493 amino acids.